Aspergillus chevalieri is the source of this 1902-nucleotide messenger RNA. It is a transcript of the gene RIM9, whose product is annotated as putative pH signal transduction protein PalI. Gene Ontology annotation, cellular component: cell division site; growing cell tip; plasma membrane. Lineage: Eukaryota; Fungi; Ascomycota; Eurotiomycetes; Eurotiales; Aspergillaceae. The record is from RefSeq and is a predicted model, not a curated record. The transcript has 2 exons. Bases 1 to 1902 code for a protein of 633 amino acids.
AUGCUGUUCAAACCUGCGACGCCACUUACUAUUCUCCUGCUCAUCGCCUUUGCCCUUCUGGUGCUGUCGGUCAUUUCGACUCCCAUUGUUAAACAGAUUCCCUUGGCGUCCUUUGACAAUGUCGACUACGGAGUCUUUGGCUACUGCAAGGAUGGCGUAUGUACGGAUAUUCAUAUUGGAUACACCAGCAGUGAUAUAUCCAAUACCGCGAGCAAUGACUUCAAUCUUCCGUCCGGUACUCGAAGGUCGCUCUCGUCCAUUCUGAUCGUUCACCCCGUCGCCGCCUUCCUCACCCUCAUCUGCCUCUGUCUAGCAGCUGCCGCUCAUUUCCAUGGCCCGUCGCAUUCGCCCCGGUACCUAUUGGCUUUACUGAUCCUUCUGCUCCCUACGCUCCUGGUCAGUCUUCUCGCUUUCCUCGUCGACAUCUUGCUCUUCGUCCCGCAUCUGCAUUGGGGCGGGUGGAUUGUGCUGGUCGCAACCGUCCUUCUUGUCGCUUGUGGUGUGGUCACCUGUGCUAUGCGUCGUACUCUGGUCAGUCGGAAGGCAAGGAAGAGGCGCAUCGCAGAAAAUGCCGAAAUGAGCGGCGAAAACUACUACAACCGCCAGAACGCGGCCGCUGCGGCACUCGAUACCAAACCGGAAAUGAAUGGCGAUACAAAGGAAGCGUAUGUGACCGGUGCGCCUACGGCUGAUGGCCCGACGUUUGCGACUUUCCGCACCAACACCCGCGAGAGCGACGAUGACCAGACUCCGCUCAAUUCACGAACCCCUGCACCUGCCAACGACUACCCGCUCCCCGACCAGCCCCCGCGCGGAAUGCCCUACAGCGCCGCCCGUGAUGAAGUCGGUAACCCUCUGCCUCCCUCUGGCCCAUACGCUGCUGCCGCUGGCCGAGGACGACCUACUGAUCCUCGAAUGAACGGUGGCCCGCCGCCUGGAUUUGGUUCGCGUGGACGAGGUGGCUAUCCUCCAAGAGGCGCUUAUGGUCGCGGAGGUUACGGCCCACCCCGAGGAAGAGGCGGUCCCAUGGGCCCUAUGCGCGGUGGUCCAGCUAUGAGAGGGCGAGGUGGUUAUCGCGGUCCGCCACCCGUUGACUACGGCUACGAGGCUUACGGAGCCGUGCCACGGACUCAUCCUACUCCUCCCCCAGCGGAGUAUCGUGGAACCUCGCCUGUUUAUCGCCAACCGUCUCCGGGUCCCAUUGGUAUGGCUCUGUCGGCGGACGGAGGUCCAGUUGGUCAAGCCAUUGAGAUGACACCGCAACCGAGACGCUCCCCAGGGCCUGAUCAAGUUCAUGCGUUGUCCGUUGAUGGGUAUCCAGAGCCUACGAGUCCUUCUAGUUUCUAUAGCAGGACACCAUCAACCUACGUUCCACCACGCGCAGGCUGGACCCAACCCGAUAACCGUCUCGGUCCCUCACCUUCCCCGGUUUACGAACAUGCCAUUCCCGAGCCACUCCGCCCAGCCCAGUCACCUGUCCACGCAUACGGACCGCCCAAUGGCGCACAACAUGCGCGUAAUAACUCGGCAGAUUACUAUGAAGAUAUGGACCCAGAGUUUGCAGAAAGUCAACCGGCAGUGUCUGCACCACCGGUCGCAGCGCUGCCGUCUGCACUGAUGCCAGGGCCUGCUGGUGAGCCUAAACCGGUUGAAGAUAUCCCUGAGGCACCUGGCUCACCUACUGCUAGCGAAAUGAGUCACUUUACUUCUAUUUCACAGCGACCUGUGAACCCGCGGUGGCAACCUCCUAUGCAGCCAGCUCAGCAGCGCACCAACAUGCUGUUGGAAGGCAACCCGGAUUUUGAUCUGAGCGCUGGUCGACGGCGAGGAGGUACCGGCCCGGGAGGUCGAAUGCCCACUUUGUCCACGCUUCGGGAGGUUACAAGAUACCCAGUUCCUUGA